Leptidea sinapis is the source of this 2210-nucleotide messenger RNA. RefSeq lists its product as uncharacterized. The coding region runs from base 175 to 1101 and encodes 308 amino acids. Lineage: Eukaryota; Metazoa; Arthropoda; Insecta; Lepidoptera; Pieridae. The record is from RefSeq and is a predicted model, not a curated record. The transcript is spliced from 13 exons.
UACUGAAUAGAGAGGAGACAAAACGCAAAUAUACCUUAAUUGUGAUGCAAUAGAGAUCAUAAUUCUUUGUAUAUAUUUGUCUGAUCAAAUCAAAUAUUCCUUACUGUAUUCAAUAUAGUGGUAAAGUUUUAGCUAUCAACGGCUUCUAAGUUAUUAAAGGGAGUUUAAUGUUAUAUGGAACUUGGGGUGAAAAUGAAUUAUUGGAUUGUUGCUGUUUUUGUAAUAGGAAUGAGUGUGAACAUAACUCUUGCAAGAUCAAUCAACGCCGAGAAUGUACGAAGACUAAUAGAUCUAGUAAAAAGAAGAUCACCACAAGAAAUGGAAGAAGAGGUUCUUUCUGCACCAGCAACACUGCAUGAAAUCAACACGGAAGAAGCCGAAGACGAUGACACUGAUGACGUACCUGGGCACGCUCUCAUAAAUCCAAAAACUGCGAAAAUGCUUGAAUCAGCUUCUAAAUUCCCUAAAAAAGAUCUUGACAGAUCUGUGUAUGGAAAUUUAGCAAAUUUAGGAAUAACAUAUAACAAAACAAAUAACAGAAUCAGAUACACAAGCUUCAGAAAAUUAAGAAACGUAGUGAAAGAAAUCGUAGAAGCAAUACGAAGAUAUCAGUCUAGAAGAGACUUGAACGAUGAUUAUUAUCAAAGUAUGGAAGUGAACAGGAUAGAGCCGUUGGAAGAUAAUGACAAUAAUGUCGAUAGAGAUUCAAAUGAAAAUGUCGAAGUACCGAUGGAUGAGAAUAAUGCUAGUGAAAUUCGCGACGACACCGACGAAGAUUUAAGCGGUACUAACGAUUACCGCAGGCGUCGCAAAUUAAAAACAAUGUUCAGAAAACGACCUUCUAGUGAAUCAUCAUCGUCCUCAGAACAUUCAUCAUCUUCAGGUAGCUCUGAUUACGAGAAAAACGCAGGCAACCCUUAUACACUCUACAAGGACAAGUACAAACAGAACUGGCCCUGGAAUCAUCAGAUGGACGGCGAUCACAUGAAUGUAAAUCCAUUAGCUCCGGAGUUCCAAAAUCAAGGCCCAUCGGGUGCUUCGUUAUUCUUUGGGAGAAAAUGGUGGUACUUCAAUCAAGAUGAUUUCCAACCAAUGCAAUAAAGAAAUUAAAUAUUAAUCAAGUUUAAUUUUAACAAGAAGAAAAUACCCAUUGUGUAUUCAUUUCUAACUUUAAAGUGAUAUUGUAACGUGUUUGAAAAUAAUUCAUAAAAUUACCUUUUAGUCUUGCUUCUACAAUAAAGCUUUCAAUAAUGAUUUUCACACUCAAGUGCUUUCUCUGUGAGCUUUUAAAAUUAUGUGUUAUUGUUAUAGGUAUUAGGUAAUCCUUCUUCCAAGAGAACUCUUUCUUUAUUAAUAAAAAAACUUUUGUUUCGAUAAAAUCUUUUGCUUUCGGACAGGAUUUCUUCGAAUUCUUUGCCUUACUGCUUUGACCAUCUUUUUCGUUCGAAUACAUUUUCUUUUUUUGUAAAAUUUUGUGAUAAAUAUUUUUACAUUGGCUUUAAUAUAAAACAGUAAAAUGCUGAAGCUCUUAUUCCUUUUAAAUCAUUAAAAGAGUGCCUGUGAGCUUCUGGCCUCUUCUUCUCAUAAUAGCUCAACCUGUCAAAAAUGCUGGUAAAUGGUGAUAUUAAUAGUGUUAUUAAGUUAUUCAUGCCGAAGUAUAGCUUUCUCUUUUAAGCUAUUCCCUAUUUUGGAGUAAGUGGAAACUAACAUUGUCACAAUUCACUCCGCGAUAGACUUUAAUAUUUUUCUGUUACCGACCCCUACCGCUGUAACCGUUCCAUAUUGUUCAGAGUAUGAACAGCUUUGCAGCAUUUACUAAUCUGUAAAUAUGCUUAGUCUGGCCAAAAAUGCUGUUAACGUGUUAAAAAUGUCCUACAUUUUGAGCUUUUAUAAUACCGCGAGUAAGCUUAAUGUUAUCAGAUUUGGAAGGUGGAUCCGGGCUUUAAUAUUCUAAGCCAAAACACCUAAUCACUGUUAACAAAAUGUCACACAAUUUUGCAGUCGCUUCUAUAAUCUAAUCUGACAGUUGUGUAGGUUUUGCUUUCGAUACAGAUUACUUUCGAUAAAUAUCUACCGAAAAUAAACAUUUUGUGAACUAAUUAUUAAUGAGCUCACAAAUAAUUAUGAUGUUACCUUCGAUAUUCAUCUACAUUUGCAUUUAUUCAGUUUCACAACAUACCCCAUUCAAAAUCCAGUUUUUCUUUCUUAAC